Messenger RNA from Argiope bruennichi, 588 nucleotides. RefSeq lists its product as uncharacterized. The record is from RefSeq and is a predicted model, not a curated record. The transcript has 11 exons. NCBI's taxonomy places the organism in Eukaryota, Metazoa, Arthropoda, Arachnida, Araneae, Araneidae. Bases 80 to 457 code for a protein of 125 amino acids.
ACAGCAAUAACAUAAAUACACUCCCCAAAAUCAUAUCUACGCUUUUUACUCUGAAGUUUUAAAUCGAUUUGAAGCAAAAAUGAAGCACCUGGUUUUUUCACUCGUUUUGUGCUUUGUCAUAGCCUUAGCAUCAUCUGAAAUCCCGAACUACCGUUUUUAUAAACAAUACUUCAUACCGAAUGGUGGGCAACCGCAAGUUGUUGCAGGUGGACAACCUGCAAAUGAAGGUGGACAGCAGCCAAAUUAUUAUGGAGGUGGACAGCAGCCAAAUUAUUACGGAGGUGGGCAACAACAUGUGAAUUAUCCACAAGGUGGAUACAAUCCAAAUUAUUAUUAUGGAGGUGGACAGCAGCCAAAUUAUUAUAAUGCAGGUUGUAAACAAGUAUCUUGUCACUCUUAUUGCACUAUCGGAAGACGUGAUGAUGGAUGUCCGGAAUGCAUAUGUAUUCAAAACUAAAAGGUGAUUAAAAUUUCGAGCGGGAGUUGAUUUACAGCUGUAAGCUCCUUCUGAACCACGAAAUAAAUUUAUUUAAAUAUUUCUGAAUGUUUUCUUUUUAUUAUCACAAAUAAAAAUGUUCUUAUCCUGAA